Molecule: messenger RNA, 1449 nt
Organism: Fraxinus pennsylvanica
Lineage: Eukaryota; Viridiplantae; Streptophyta; Magnoliopsida; Lamiales; Oleaceae
Source: the annotation of a GenBank genome assembly
AUGAAGCGUUUUUUUGUUUCAGUUUCGCUCAAUUCGCAAGCGAAUUAUUUCUUCCACAAAAUAAUCGGUAAGCAUUUUUUUAGCUCAAGUUCAACCCGUGUUCGAAACUCAGAAAAUGGGUUGGAAUCGAAGUCAUUGUAUAGGAGAAUCUCGCCAUUGGGUGACCCAAAUGUCUCCGUAGUGCCAGUCCUCGACCAGUGGAUCAGAGAAGGCAAUACUGUUGAUAAAUCACAGCUUCGACAUAUAAUCAAUGAGUUGAGAUUUUACAAAAGAUUCAAACAUGCGCUUGAGGUAUCUAGAUGGAUGACUGAUAAACGUUACUUCCACAUGGAUUCUUUUGAUGCUGCCAUCCGAAUGCGUUUAUUGUUUAGUGUUUACGGUUUAGAACAAGUUGAGAAUUAUUUCGACACCAUCCCAGCAAAUUUGAAAGUCAUUGCUCAUGUUGCCCUUCUUAACUGCUAUGUGCUUGCUAAUUCUGUGGAUAAAGCAGAGGCCAUUAUGCAGAAAGCUAGGGACAUGGGUUAUGCUUCUAAUCCAGUAUGGUACAAUAUUAUGAUGAAACUCUACCAUCAAUUGGGAAACUGGGAAAAGGUUGAUGGUUUAAUCAAUGAAAUGGAAGAAAAGGGUAUUCCUCUUGAUCGAUACACACUCACCAUUCGUUUGCAUGCUUGUGCUACGGCUUCUGAUCCUGCAGGAAUAGAUAAAAUUUUAAGUAUUAUGCAAUCUGAUUCCAGCAUUGUUCUGGACUGGAAUGUGUAUGCUAUUGUAGCUCAAAAAUGCUUAAGAGUGGGUUUUGUGGAUAAAGCACUGGAAAUGCUGCAUAAAGUGGAGAGUUUGAUGGGUGAAACUAAGAGAAAGCAUUUUGCAGUAAUUUUCAUCCUGAAACUCUAUGCAGAAAUGGGCAAGAAAGAAGAGUUAUAUCGAAUAUGGAAUGAGUACAAACAAAACAACAAAGUCCUUAAUAAGGUUUACAUGCGCAUGAUACGAUCGUUAAUGAAGUUUGAUGACGUUGAAGGCAUUGAGAAGAUUUUUGAGGAAUGGGAAUCGAGAGGAUUAUCCUAUGAUUUCCGUAUUCCCAACUUCUUGAUUGAUGCAUAUUGCAGGAAUCGUCUUUUGGAGAAGGCUGAAGCUCUUUUAGAAAGAGGAAUAUCGAAAGGGGGUGAUCCUAAUGCAAUGACAUGGCGCCAUUUGGCUGGUGGAUAUAUCAUGAGAAAUCAAGUUUCGAAAGCUGUGGGAGCAUUAAAGAAGGCAAUCUCAACGAAUUUUCCUGACCCCAACAACGACACCUUGAUCACCUGCGUUGAAUAUUUAGAAAGGAAGGAAGACGUCGAAAAGUUCACGGGAUCUCUUCGUGCAGAGGGGGGUAUUUCGUCCGCAGCUGUGGUUGAUGAAUUGUUUUCUUUUAUUAAGAAUGAGAAAUUAAAUUCUUAUGAACAAAGCAAAAGUUGA